CCACCUUGCCCCCGCCGCUUCCUUCAAGCACAGGGGGGACGCUGGGCAAAGGAGGGCAAGCAGGCAAAGCCACUGCCCUUUGCGUCCAUGUCCUUAGCAAGGCCAAGGGAUGCAAUCCCGGAUUCUGCCCGAUGGUCUGUGUCCCUUGUUGAGGCAUCAAAGGCCCAAGCAAAGAGGAGGGAAGAAGAGGAGCGCUUCAAGAGGUGGAACGCUGGGAAUCUCAAUAGUACCAACUUCUUCAGGAAAAUGGGCCAAAGUAUGGCAGACACAGAAAGGUACAAAGCCCAAUGCCGUGCCGCUGCUUUGGCCUCACCGAGCCGCAAUGCGGAAGAGAAGGUGAGCCUCGAGUGUACUACCAGGCAUGUCGAUAUUGCCAAGGCUUUUGCCGACUUUAGCAAUGUGUGCAUCCUUCCAAAUCAAGAGAAGGGAGAGAUGCACUUGAAUGCAUUGGGAACCAUCGACGCGCCCAGGGGCCUCAUGCAUCUGAAGGACCCCAGCGCUGUCGAGAUGCGGCAACAAAUGGAGCAGGCAGCCACAAAAGUGCAAGCGCUGGAGCGUGGCCGAAAGGCCCGGAAGCAGGUGGCCAGUGAGGGCGGCUCUGGAAGCAGGGCGCAAGAGUCCUCACAAGACCAAGGAGCUUUCCAGCAGCUUACUGUUUCUGAUGUUGUGGAUCCUGAAGCUUCACAAAGAGAGCCACAGGUUGAGAGGAAGUCUUCGGCUGAGGGAUCAGAUGGUGAAGACGAAUUCGGUGAGGAUGAGCUCUCGCCCGUGACCCCGGCCAUCACCAUUGUACAGCCUCGUGAAGCAGAGGGCUCAAAGCCAGGCUCUGAAGUGAACUCGAGAAGAACCUCCAGGAGGAGCUCAGAAGAGGAGGACUCCAGCGCAGAUGGAGAAGCAGAAAAGGCUGCUGAUGGCGAUUGGCCGCCCAAGCCGCCCAUUGUCCGCUUCAAAGCUCAGAUGGAGUUUUCCAAGCAGUUCAAGGGAGAAACCAAAGAGGAGAAAGAGAAGCGGCAAGAAACCUUGAACUUGGCGGAUGAAGAGAAAAGACUUCAGGGCAGUGAUGAAAUUCUUCAGGACAUUACGCUAACAUGGAUCAACAUGUACUUCAAACUGGACGUGCUGACUGAGCGGCAUCUCAUUGCAAGCUUCCCGAUCAUUGUGUUGUGCAUGAUGGAUGUGAUCUACCCAAAGAAGGUGAGAUGGCACCAGGUCAACUGGAACACAGCCUACAUGCGAGCACUAAAGCAGAAUCAUGCCGUUCUGGAGAAGCACUGGUAUGAGGUCAAUAUGAAUAAGGUCAAGGACCUGCGAAGUGAAAAGAUUGGUCACAUCGAUAAGUUGUUGCAUGCGCCCAGUGAUGAGAAGCUGAGCUUCUUGAAGCAAGUGAAACGCUGGUUCGACUGUCGGGUCUUGCACUCGAAUGCCUACGACCCGAUCAAGCGACGCACUGAGAUCGAAAAGCAGAUUCGGCUCUCUGGGCGAUGGAUGAAAUUCCCUUCGUGGAUGCAGUUCGACAAAGAGGAGAUCCAGGCCAAUCGUGCAAGGAAGCCAGAUCCAAAGAUUCCAAAGUCUGGAAAGACGGAGGCGACCACUGAAUUCGAGAAGAUGCCCGAGUUCAAACGGUUACUGUGGUUCCUGGGAUCAUCAGAGCAUCAGACCAUGUGACCAUCAGCAGUUUCACAGCUAGGCUAAAGUGAGCCUGGGUGAUACGGCAGGAAGGUCGGAGAGCUUUGACCAAGACGCUAGUGGAACAAGCAGGCAAAGGCGCGAGCUCCAUUACAUGAGUUAUGUUGAUGUGAACUUCCAGGUGCCAAGCCUGUUUGUUUGCUCCAGAUGAUACCACUUUCUGCCAGAACGAGG
This is a messenger RNA of Durusdinium trenchii, 1860 nucleotides long. Lineage: Eukaryota; Dinophyceae; Suessiales; Symbiodiniaceae. The record is from the annotation of a GenBank genome assembly.